Molecule: messenger RNA, 2040 nt
Organism: Aspergillus tanneri
Lineage: Eukaryota; Fungi; Ascomycota; Eurotiomycetes; Eurotiales; Aspergillaceae
Product: SH3 domain protein
Exons: 1
Coding region: 1-2040 (679 amino acids)
Molecular function (GO): protein binding
Source: RefSeq, a predicted model, not a curated record
AUGGCGCACGCGCACGCGCAUCACAAGCAUGGCGGCCUUGUCCAGAAGCGAAGCGGGGACGAUGGCGUCAAGAUCGUCUAUGUAACGGCCCCCGCUGAUUUCGAUGGCCCCAUAGGUGGUUAUGUGACAGGCGGCGACAAACCGACGGUGGGUGUCGGUGCCCCUGUCGGAGUGCCAAAACCUUCCGACGAUGACGACAAGCCAAAGAUGACAGAGGCCAAACCGGAACCAAAACCUACGGAUGAGAAACCCAAACCGAAACCCACAGAUGAGAAACCGCAGCCAAAACCGACAGAGGAGAAGCCACCACCACCAAAGCCGACGGAAGACAAACCACCGCCAAAACCCACGGACGAGAAACCAAAGCCUAAGCCUCAAACUACCCAGGCACCGCCACCUCAGACGACUGAGUCAUCGGCUACGCAAGAGAAGACGACCUCCAGCAGAACGACAUUGUCCAUCGCUACUUCCUCCACCUCUUCGUCUUUGUCCAGCACUGGAUUGGAAGAGUCUGCUACUCAUUCAUCAUCUUCGGAUAAUUCCACUACCUCGCCGUCUGCCAUCUCCGCUGCGGAAUCGGGUCUCAGCGGAGGUGCAAAGGCGGGGAUUGCCAUCGGAGUAAUUUUGGGCGUCGGACUGAUUGCUGGCCUGAUCUUCUUCUUUUUGCGCAAGAAGAAGCGGGGCGAGAAACUGGAGGAUCUUGAUUCAGAAAACGAAAAGGCAUUUAUAGCCAACCAUGUUUCCUCUACCGGAACUCCGCUUAUGAUCGAGCCGAUGGGCUCGACCAACCCGCCUCAGCUCAACGUUCGCCCGGUGACUCAAUUUGCACCCGAUCUGUCUAGCGGCCCUCAAGCUCUCCCCGCUACUGGCGCCGUAGCUUCACCACGCAACCUGACCGGAAACUCCCCAUCGUCAAAUUCUGGUAGCGGCACGAAUCCGUUCAGUGACCCCGUCAAUCCAUUUGGUAGCCAGGGAGACUCAUCGCCUGCCAGUACAUCACAACCGGCUUCCCCGCCCAGUGGCCCUGUCGCAACUCAGGCAGUUCCUUUGUCAAAUGGAGCUCCUACAUCUGCUGUCGGUGUAGCAGGAGCUGCUUCUGCCGCUGUGGUAGCGGGAGCAGCUGCAGUAGCCGCAACUACGGCCACUCCGGGGGUGGCUGAGGAAGAUGUGCCGAGUCGUCCCGGGACCUCAACAUCUCAAACACCUUCAGAGUCUGGUCAGACUGCAACAAACCCAGUCACUGCAGACGUCGCUGCCUCUUCGCCCGCGGCUGGUGUUGCGGUCGUUCCCACAUCUGGGCCUUUGUCACCUGGUGCGGUUGGAGCUCCAUCUAAUGUAUAUCGCGUUCAGAUGGACUUCAACCCCUCGAUGGAAGACGAGUUAGAACUCCGUGCCGGCCAGCUCGUGAGACUCUUACAUGAGUAUGACGAUGGGUGGGCUCUCUGUGUCCGACUCGAUCGUUCACAGCAAGGAGUGGCCCCUCGCUCCUGUCUCUCAUCUCGUCCGGUGAAACCUCGAGCCCGUCCGCCUCCUGGAGCUGUACAUGGACCCGGCCCACGAGGUCCACCAAUGAUGGGCCCGAACGGCCCUAUACCUGCUGGGCCUCAACCUACCCGAUUCUAUCCUCAAGAGGGUCGGUCAAGGUCUCCCGCUCCCAGUCACCCGAUGUCUCCUGCUCACCCUGGCUAUGCUGGACCUCCGCGUCCUUAUCAGCAGCGCCCCAUGUCUCCGGCGCAAUUUCCCGUUCCCCGUUCAUUUUCACCAGGACCUGGACCUCGACCAGUGGUGCCACGGUCGAUGAGCCCCGGACCCUACGGACCUCCAGGGUUACAAAGACCAGAUAUACCAGCCACCCAACGACAACGAAGCAACAGUGCGGGUGCACCUGCUAGCUCUAUCCCACGGUCGACAGGGUCUCCCGGACCAAGUCCUCUAGCGGCACCGACGCCACCACCUACAGGUGCACUCCCGGCCAUUCCCAAUGCAGCCUCGGCGCCUAGCAAGGAAAUCGGUCCGGAUUAUAAUGCUCAAACCCAGUAG